AUGUCCCUCCUACAUGCUAUUGGCCAUGGUAUCAAGCCAGUCGUAUCGUCCGUACCCCGCGAGUUGAACUUGACCCCCACAUCAGCCGGACAUGCUCUAGACACGCAGGUUACUGUAGACAACUUGGCGCCUAGAGAUGGUCAACCUGUCUUUGAACGGACGCUGCCCAGUAGGACAACUAAAUCGCGUCGAGUGGUCAUUACUGCAUUGCUUAUUCUAGCUAAUGUUGUACAGAUGACAGUUAAUUUUGCAGGCAUUGCUGGAGGAAGUGCCUUGAGUGAAUCGUUGGGGGUUAAAGAAUCCUACGCCUCGUGGAUUGCUGCUAGCUAUGCUCUAACCCAAGGUACAUUUGUGUUGGUUAGUGGUCGAUUGGGAGAUGUUUAUGGCCAUCGAGAACUCGUCUUAGCCGGGGGUGCCUGGCUCACCAUCUGCACUCUAGCUAACGCCUUUUGUAACAAUUUCUUCGCUUUUGUCACGGUGCGGGCUUUAGCUGGUCUUGGAGGUGCGCUUAUCAUGCCUAACGCGGUGGCUAUGAUCUCCAGUACCAAUCCCCCCGGUCGCGUGCGAAAUCUCAGUUUGGGUCUCUUUGGUGCGUCCGCACCAGUUGGAGGAUAUUUUGGGGCCUUGUUCUUGGGUGCUUUUUUACAACGCACAGAAUGGAAGUGGUUCUUCAUCUUCAUUGCAUGCCUUGGUGCUAUCACAUUCACUCCUCUUUGGGGGUUGAGUCCGCGAGAACCACCGGUUGAUCGACAUGGAAAGAUCGACUGUAUUGGAUCGGCUCUUGGAACAAGCUCGUUGAUCUUAUUCAACUUCGUUUGGAAUCAAGCACCGAGUGUCGGGUGGUCAACCCCCUAUGAAAUUGUUCUCUUGAUCAGCUCAAUCAUCUUGUUCGGAGGUUUUCUGCUCUGGGAAAAGAAGUAUGCCGCCGAGCCCAUCAUGCCACUCGACAUCUUCAAAGCCCCAUCCUUCCUCAUGCUGCUCUUUGUCGUGCUUCUUAAUUAUAUGGCCGUAGGAACCUUGAUUUGGUACCAGGUCUUAUGGCUCCAAAAGGUCUGGCACUGGUCGCCCCUUCAAUUUGCCGUAGGCUGGACACCAUUUGUGAUCUGUGCCACGGGCGCAGCAUGUCUCGCAGCAUGGAUGAUCCCGCGAAUGGCAGCACAAUGGAUUCUGGCCAUUGGGACAGUGACGAUCUUAAUUUCCAAUGCGCUCAUGGCGACCGUACCAAUCCACCAAUCCUACUGGGCCCAGAUCUUCCCUUCCGUGAUCCUCUUCUCAUUCUGCCCAGACUUUGUGUACACAGCUGGCCAAAUCAUUGCUAGUAACUCCGUCCGUCGAAAUCAACAAGGGAUUGCCGGGUCUGUCAUUGGCACAUUGAACUUAUACGGCAACAGUCUGGGACUGGGUUUCGCAUCUACUAUCGAAGUGCAAAUUGCCCGCCGCUCGGGUAGCCAAAUUAUGGGGUACCGAGCGGCACUUUUCUUCGGUGUUGCCAUUAGUGCUAUAGCGCUUAUACUUGACGUGUGCUUUGUCCGGCUGGUCAAGGAUGACCGGGAAGGGUGGCAUGAGGAUGACCACAUGGAGGAAAUUGAGCUGACGGAGCAGGCCGAAGCUACUGGUGUCCAUCUACCUCAUACCGAGCGUGGGGUGCCGGGUGAAUGCCGGGUUGAGCUUGGUGUGUAA
Messenger RNA from Penicillium griseofulvum, 1680 nucleotides. Its product is annotated as Major facilitator superfamily domain, general substrate transporter. Gene Ontology annotation, molecular function: transmembrane transporter activity. The transcript is spliced from 6 exons. Gene Ontology annotation, cellular component: membrane. Gene Ontology annotation, biological process: transmembrane transport. NCBI's taxonomy places the organism in Eukaryota, Fungi, Ascomycota, Eurotiomycetes, Eurotiales, Aspergillaceae. The coding region runs from base 1 to 1680 and encodes 559 amino acids. The record is from RefSeq and is a predicted model, not a curated record.